This is a messenger RNA of Spirodela intermedia, 1858 nucleotides long. Lineage: Eukaryota; Viridiplantae; Streptophyta; Magnoliopsida; Alismatales; Araceae. The record is from the annotation of a GenBank genome assembly.
AUGUUGCCGUCAACGUCGUGGGUUACGGCGGAAGGUUCCCGGAGGCGGGAGAAGCAGCCGGAGGUCUCGUGCUCGAUGUCGGUGAGUUGCACCGUGGAAGGCUCCCACCGUUACGUCUUGGCGGGGUACUCUCAGGCGAAAGGAAUGGGGGUCGGGAAGUUCCUUUCGAGCGAGGUCUUCUCAGUGGGAGGGCUUCGGUGGGCCAUCCACUUCUACCCGGACGGCCUUGGCCCAGAGGACAAUGGUGGUUACGUGUCCCUCUUUGUCACCCUGGUCACCGGGGAACCAGACUGUCGAGCGCUUUUCGACCUUGCUAUGACCGAUCAGAGAGGCAAAGUACGGUACAAGAGGGACACCAUUUCUAGUCGCUUCGAACCUGUCAACCUCAAGGGAAACGGCUGGAGUUGGUAUGUGCGCCCUCCGCCGUCUGCAGAUUCGCUUCCUGGUGUGAGUCACAAACAUGACGAGUUCCUUCUAAUUUUGCCGCUGCAAUUGCAGGGGUUCUAUAAGGUUUAUCAAGAAAGCAGCUCUGGAAAGAUCGAACUUUCUCCAGAACGAUUCUCUUUUUUUCGAAUGUGCAAUCAGCGUUGUCAAGACUCGCACGGUGACGCCCAUACAGUGGAGUAUUCCUGUUCCGACGUCGGACUUGGGUCGCAGCCUGGGUGAACUAUUGAGGACUGAGAUGGGUUCCGACAUAGUCUUUGUAGUCGCCGGCGAGUCUUUUAAGGCCCACAAGUUGAUUCUUGCCGCUCGCUCUCCCGUCUUCCGUGCCCAGUUCUUCGGUGGGAUCGGGGAUCCAAAUUUAGAUAAAGUCGAUGUGGAGGAAAUAGAACCCCCCGUUUUCAAGGUAGCUUCCGUCAGCAUUCUCUGAUCAUAAUUAAUUAGCCUAUUUGUUUCGGCUACGCCUUUAUCUGCUUAAAUAGCGAGUUUCCUUCAAUAAUGUUUACCUUGAAUACGCCACUAUUCCAAACGGAGGGGAGGAGCUGGGGAGAGUUCGAGAACGAUGGGCCUGUUUCUGAUAUCAAGAACAGUAAUGCGUUUCAGGUGGAAGCAUAUAGCCGAUUUCAUUCCUGCUCCACUGAAUGGAUCGGGUGAUGGUAUCCCUGUAUGAAGCAUAAUUUUUCAUCUGGAUGUGAAUAUUUUCUGCGGUUUUUAUUUUCUGUCUGCAGGCGAUGCUUCAGUUCAUCUACUCCGAUGGCUUCCCGGACGUCCAAGAGCUCGCCAUGUCCAUUCCGAUGUGUAACCCGACGAUCUUCCUCCGGCAUCUCCUGGCCGCUGCCGACCGUUACUGGCUGGACCGGCUGAAGCGCUUUUGUGAGCUCAAGCUGUCAGAGGAGAUCACGGAGGACACAGUGGCCGACAACCUGGCUCUGGCGGAGCGGCAUCGCUGUCCCGGGCUGAAGGCUGCGGGUCUGGAGUUCAUUGACCGGUGCCUCAAAGGUGGGUGUAGUUGUUUGUCAGUGCGUUCCUGAGAUUUUCAUGUAUGAUUUUAUAACUUUACAUUAUGCAUUUGAAUUGCGAUAGGACAUUGAUUCGGGCUUCUGUGGGAGCCAUUUAGAUUCCUGUGGGUCUGAAGAAAUGUGGGGAUUUUUUUAAAAAAACAAUUCGGACGAAUUUUCAUGUGGGCAAAUAUUUCCUUUUCUUUCCUUACUCUCAUUGUAGGGAGGCAAUGACGGGCAUGCUGCAGACGGUGGCGAUCGUCGAUGGGGACUCCAGCGGCGGUCGCCGAGGCGGCGAGGAGGUGGUCGAUGCACAAGAAGAAGAAGAAGAAAGUUGCUCCGACAGGAGGCGGCACUUGGGGGGGGUGAACGUUGACCGACGGUGGGGGAAUUUAAAUCCUCUCACGCUCGGAAUUUAA